Molecule: messenger RNA, 2004 nt
Organism: Arabis nemorensis
Lineage: Eukaryota; Viridiplantae; Streptophyta; Magnoliopsida; Brassicales; Brassicaceae
Source: the annotation of a GenBank genome assembly
AUGGAAUCGCGGCGAGGGAAUUCGAUGACGGAGGAGGAAUAUUCCGAGGUAGCUGCGACGAGGCGGAUCCAGAGAUUGACCUCACACAUUUCCCCCGCCGUGGCGACGCAGCCGGCGACGACAUCGGUGGUGCAGACGGAGACGUGCGCGGCGAGGACGAAGAAGCUAGAGGUCAAUGGUCAGGCGUUGUCUCUCUACAUGAGGGGAAAACACAUGGAUAUACAGGAGAAAGUGUACGAGUUCUUCAAUUCCCGUCCCGAUUUACAAACGCCGAUUGAGAUCUCGAAGGACGAUCAUCGGGAAUUGUGUAUGAGGCAGUUGUAUGGGCUUGUGAGAGAAGCUGGGAUAAGGCCGUUUAGGUAUGUGGCUGAAGAUCCGGCCAAGUAUUUCGCUAUUAUGGAAGCUGUUGGAAGUGUGGAUAUGUCGCUUGGGAUUAAGAUGGGCGUUCAAUACAGUAUUGAUAUGAAUUUAGCUGAUUUCUGGGUUUAUCACAGAAGGUCAAAUGUUCAAGGUCUCCAGACCACCGCCGCAUUCGAUCCAAUUAAAGAUGAGUUUGUAAUAGACACACCUCAUGAUGGAGCCAUCAAAUGGUGGAUUGGAAAUGCUGCAGUUCAUGGGAAGUUUGCUACAGUUUUCGCCAGGCUCAUCCUUCCUACGCAUGAUUCCAAAGGAGUCUCGGAUAUGGGUGUUCACGCCUUCAUCGUUCCUAUAAGGGAUAUGAAAACCCACCAGACUCUCCCAGGUGUUGAGAUCCAAGAUUGUGGACAUAAAGUGGGCCUUAAUGGAGUAGAUAACGGUGCCUUGAGGUUCCGUUCUGUGAGAAUACCCCGCGACAAUCUUCUCAAUCGCUUUGGAGAUGUGUCUCGAGAUGGGAAGUAUACAAGUAGCUUACCAACAAUCAACAAAAGAUUUGGUGCUACACUCGGUGAGCUUGUAGGUGGCCGAGUUGGCCUUGCCUAUGCAUCUGUUGGUGUCCUUAAAAUUUCCGCCACUAUUGCCAUUCGUUAUUCGCUAUUAAGACAACAGUUCGGUCCUCCAAAGCAACCUGAGGUCAGUAUUCUUGAUUACCAGUCUCAACAACACAAGCUCAUGCCGAUGCUAGCCUCGACCUAUGCAUACCAUUUUGCAACUGUGUACCUCGUGGAGAAAUAUUCAGAGAUGAAGAAGACUCACGACGAGCAACUGGUUGCUGAUGUCCAUGCACUCUCUGCUGGGCUCAAAUCUUAUGUGACCUCUUACACCGCCAAGUCACUAUCGGUCUGCAGAGAAGCCUGUGGAGGACAUGGUUACGCAGCUGUUAACCGAUUUGGAAGCUUGAGAAAUGAUCACGACAUUUUCCAAACAUUCGAAGGAGACAACACAGUGCUUCUGCAACAGGUGGCAGCUGAUUUAUUGAAGCAAUACAAAGAGAAGUUCCAAGGUGGAACAUUGACAGUUACAUGGAGCUACUUGAGAGAAUCAAUGAACACUUAUUUGGCUCAGCCAAAUCCCGUUACAGCGCGUUGGGAAGGAGAAGAUCAUCUCAGAGAUCCUAAUUUCCAACUAGACGCUUUCCGGUAUCGAACAUCGCGUCUCCUACAAAGCGUUGCAUUGAGAUUGAAGAAACACACCAAGACUCUCGGUACUUUUGGUGCUUGGAACAGAUGCUUGAAUCAUGUCUUGACACUUGCAGAAUCUCACAUCGAAUCAGUCAUUCUCGCCAAGUUCAUCGACGCUGUUCAAAACUGUUCGGAGCCAAGUGCAAGGGCUGCUCUGAAGCUAGUAUGUGAUCUUUACGCAUUGGACCGAAUCUGGAAAGAUAUAGGAACGUACCGUAACGUGGAUUAUGUGGCGCCUAACAAAGCAAAGGCGAUUCAUAAAUUGACUGAGUAUUUGAGUUUCCAAGUUAGGAAUGUGGCGAAGGAUCUAGUGGAUGCGUUCGAGCUACCUGAUCAUGUUACUCGAGCACCAAUUGCUAUGCAAUCUGAUGCUUAUGCACAGUAUACUCAGGUCGUUGGAUUUUAA